UCAUGGCGCCUACAAAUUGAGUAUAUCAGUGAAACAAUGGCAGAGCAGUUAAAACAAACCGCAGCACUUGUGCGACUCGUGUCUUCACUUGUGUUUUUCGCGGAUUUGCUCCGGUUGAGUCGGUUAGCUUCUGCGGCAACUGCAGUUAGCUUUCGGGGUGGCGGCUUUGUCUAUUUGCUGGAAUGCGGCGUAAUGGCUGACUGAAGCGGUGACAAGAGAUGCGGGUGUGGGUGCGGGUGCGGGGGGGGAAAAUGCGUGUCCGUCCUGUCCGUCCAUAGCUGCGGGCAUCCGUGAGAUUCCCACAUCGUGGCUUCCGCUUCAGAUCAUAGUCGGUGCCCGGUUUUGUGCGUGACAUCAGCCGCUGACUAACAGGUUGGCCUGCGGGACACUUUACCGAUUAUUAACCGGGCGGUUGCUUAGAAACGCUCCCGUUAACGUUCACAGCUAACCCUGUUGUAACUUAAAACAGCAAAUGCAACACGGCUUUUUUAUUAUUUUUAUUUAUUUAUUUAUUUAAACUGAGGUGAGAUGCGUUUAAUGACCAUCGGGUUAUUUGCGUUAUUCCGACUUGUCAGCUGCUUCCAUUUCCGCGGCUUUUCUAGCCAGUGAUGCGGUGGUUACGCGGCAGAGCUAGCCACCCACUCAUUGGGCAUUCGCUGCAUGCGGUGGAGGCUGCAGCCUGCCUCCUGCCUCCUGCAGCCUGCCUCCUGCAGCCUGCCUCCUGCAGCCUGCCUUCUCCAUACCGCUUUGCAACAGACUGCAAGCUAGCUGCUAGCCUGUCCCCCCCCUUUUUUUUUGUGUGUGUGUGUGUGUUUUUUUGUUUUGGAGAAAUCCAACCCUAAAAUACUUGGUAAGAGGUUUUCCGCGUGGUUUCUGUUCAUUUGCAUGGAUGUAAUCGAGAAUGGGGUUGACUUGACCUCGUUCACGUUACUUGUGAUCAGCGUCACAGGCUCUGGGGUUCAUUUAGACAUUUCGUGUUCGUUUACUGUGCAGAGGUUGUUGCAUUGACUGCUCGACUUUUAUUAUUAAAACACCCCAAAACUAGGCGGCGAGGACAUUCCGUGACAGGUGCAGUUUUCUCUGCCGCCUCCAAAGCUUUUCUGUUCAUGCUCCGCUGGAGCAACCCAGUGAGCCUGGAGAGGGGGUUAGAUGGGAUGGAUAGCAAAGGUAGCUCCCUGCCUUCGAUGCCUGAACCAGCCAACCCUAUCAGCAUGAAGCAGCCGCCAGAGUCCCUCGGUGUCCGGAAAGGUGGGGGGGACAUGAGCAGUGACCCUGCUCUGCUAAUAGACAAAGCUGCUGCCCAGCUGGCCGCCACACUACAAGACGGUGUCCUUCAGAAGAUGGCUGGCCACAGUCACAACAACCACAGCCACGAGAGGCUCAAAGACCUCACCUCCCUCGUGCUGAACGGGGACCAGGACACACUGCCUAAGCUCUGCGCCCCCGAGCCACCGAUGCCGAAGGGUGCCGAAGUCCCCGCUACGAACGGCACCCAUCAGCACAACUGCACUCCUCACGCUGAACCCGAACUGAAGGUGACGAUACCCCAGGUGGUCAAGCAGCCGCUGUUCGAGUCAUGCUGUGCCAACGGGACCAGUUUGGCCACGACCACCGAAGAUACUGUAUCUGGUUCUGAGAAGAGACAGGACGCGAAGAAAAGGAGGGGAAGACCUCACAAACCAAAACCUCAACCCAACCUCAGUUCCUCUCCCGUCCCCGUGGAGCCACUUGACCAUGAAAAUGCUGUAGAUGGAACUGAAACAGUCGAUCAGCCUGAUCUCAUCCCAGAGUUGACUGAGGAGGGUAAAGAAGAUCCCCCUCUGCUGAUGUGUUUUUCUGUUGGUGAUUUGGUUUGGACCAAGGUGUCAGGAUACCCCUGGUGGCCUUGCAUGGUGACCACGGAUCCAGAAUUCAGCAAUCACUUCAAACAGAAAGCUGCCAACAGCAGGUCGGGCCUCCUUUACCACGUGCAGUAUUUUGGAGACGCCCCAGAGAGAGGCUACAUCUUUGAGAAGAACAUGGUGUCCUUCACUGGGGAGGAUCAAUACCAGGAGCUCAGCCAGGGCAGCAAACAGCCAGCCUCCCGUGUCAUCCAUAAAAAGGCUCCCUCUGUGCCCCGUAAACUUGAGGCUCAGUGGAACAUGGGCGUCAAUCAAGCCAAGGAGGCCCUCAGCAUGUCACUGGAUGAGCGCAUGGCGAACUUCGCAUUCCUGUAUGAUGAUGAUGGGCCUCAUCUGAACCCCCACAUCAUGGAGAAGUUGAAGCCAGUAGAGAGCAACGAGAUGGACGAGGAAACGGAGUCUAGGCUUAGCCCAGAUCUCCCCUCGCUGCUGAUGGGCCCCACCGACGACCCCACAACCGCCCCUCAGUCCCAAGACAGCACUUCCCCAGGGAAAAAGACACAAGCACCCAGAACAAAACUCAAAACGGGAGGAUGGCAGAAAAGGGGCAAAGGCCAUCUAAAUGAUUUCCUGUUGAAAGAGAGUUUGAACGACACUGUUUCGUCCAAAGAAAUGCUUCUGCCACAGUUGGCCUCACAGGAUCCCACCACUUCUGCACCAGAUACACAAGCUGAAUCAGUCAUACCUCAGAAAAAAAAGAGGAGACCCAAACAGGCUCAGUCUCCCACGAAAACGGUGAGGAGAAGGAAGAAAUCUGCAACGGAUAACACUUCUGAUCCUGCGACGAAAAGAAAAUCAAAGCUGCUGGUUUCUUCGACAGACGAUAUUUCGGAACCAGUUUCAGUUCCAGUCAAGAGGGAGCGGAAGAAGACCUCUAAAAGGCCGCUAACAGACACUUCGGCAGAAGAGGACCAGCAGCCUAAAAAAAGACGUAGAACGAGCAAAAAUGCUGAAAAUCAGGCCUCGCCUUCAGAAGGAACAGACAAAAAGCAGAGACGAAGACGAAAGAAAACUGACAAAGACGUAAAAGAAACUAAGAGGCGACUGAAGAAGCCAAACACGGUCCUCACUGAUGAUCAAGACGCAGAGAAACCAAAGCGUAGGAGAAAAAGAAAACAGGAUGGAGACAACCAGGCCACACCCUCUAGGGCAAAGAAGAGGCGGUCCUCCCCGUGUCCUGAUCCAGAGGGCUCUGGGAGUGAAGGACGUCCUGAUUCUCCGAGUGACAGCUUAGACGGGACAAAGAAAGGCGAACGGAAGAAAGAGUUUGUCUGCCAGAUGUGUGAGCAGGCUGGUGAGGACUUGGUGCCCUGUGAAGGACAGUGCUGUGGGAUGUUUCACCUGCACUGUCUGGGUCUGUCGUUCAAACCCGAUGAGAAGCUGCUGUGUCAGGAGUGCAGCACAGGAAUUCACUCGUGUUUCAACUGUAAGCAGUCGGAGGGCGAGGUGCGUCGCUGCCACGUUCCACAAUGCGGCAAGUUUUACCAUGAGGAGUGUAUCCGCCACAACCCCCUCACUGUGUUCGACAACAAGGGCUUCCGCUGUCCGCUCCACACCUGCCUGGGCUGUCACUACGGCUGCCGCACCAAGCCCAAGUCCACCAAGGGUAGGUUGAUGCGUUGCUUGCGCUGCCCUGUCGCCUACCACGUCGGUGACCUGUGUGUGGCUGCGGGCAGUGAGAUGAUCACCAACACCGCCAUCAUCUGCACCAACCACUUCAAUGCCAAGAAGGGCUACAGUCACCACAGUCAUGUCAACGUCAGCUGGUGCUUCGUCUGCUCCAAAGGGGGGCAACUGCUUUGCUGUGAAUCUUGUCCAGCAGCUUUUCACCCCGACUGCCUGAACAUCGCUAUGCCUGAUGGGAGCUGGUUCUGCAACGACUGCCGGGCCGGAAAGAAACCUAAAUACAGAGACAUCAUCUGGGUCAAACUAGGAACAUACAGAUGGUGGCCUGCAGAGAUCCACCACCCUAGAAACAUCCCCACCAACAUCCAGCAUCUUCGACACGAGAUAGGAGAGUUCCCAGUCUUCUUCUUCGGCUCCAAGGACUACUUCUGGACUCACCAGGGCCGAGUGUUUCCAUACAUGGAGGGAGACCGGGGCAGCAAGCACCAGAGGACCGGCAUCGGCAAAGUUUUCAAGAAUGCUCUGUUGGAGGCUGAAGCUCGAUUCAAGGAGAUAAAAAUUAAACGAGAGGCAAAGGAAGCACAAGAGAACAGUCGAAAACCACCCCCAUAUAAAUUUAUCAAGGUCAACAAACCCUUUGGUAAGGUUCAGGUCUACACAGCAGACAUUUCCGAGAUCCCCAAGUGCAACUGUAAGCCGACAGACGAGAGGCCGUGUGGGUUCGAGUCCGAGUGUCUGAACCGCAUGCUUCAGUACGAGUGCCACCCUCAGGUGUGUCCCAACGGGGAGCGUUGCUGUAACCAGGACUUCACUAAACGUCUCUACCCAGAGACCAAGAUCAUCAAGACCCCCGGCAAGGGCUGGGGUCUGGUCUCUCUGCGGGACAUCAAGAAGGGUGAGUUUGUGAACGAGUACAUCGGCGAGCUGAUCGACGAGGAGGAGUGCCGGGCGAGGAUCAAGUACGCCCAGGAAAACAACAUCACUGAUUUCUACAUGCUCACCAUUGACAAGGACCGGAUCAUUGACGCUGGUCCGAAGGGGAACUACUCUCGCUUCAUGAACCACAGCUGUCAGCCCAACUGUGAGACGCAGAAGUGGACGGUGAACGGCGACACGCGCGUCGGCCUGUUCGCCGUCUGUGACAUCCCAGUAGGUACCGAGUUGACCUUUAAUUACAACCUGGAUUGCCUUGGAAAUGAGAAGACCGUCUGUCGCUGCGGCGCUCCCAACUGCAGCGGUUUUCUUGGUGACCGACCUAAGAACUCAAACGGCCAAACAGCCGAGCCAAAAGGAAAGAGGUUGAAGAGAAAGUAUAAAAAGAGGAAAUCUGAGGGAAAGAAGAAGUCUGAGGAUGAUUGUUUCCGCUGUGGGGACGGAGGGCAGCUGGUGCUCUGUGACAAGAAGAAAUGCACCAAAGCUUAUCAUCUGUCCUGCCUGAACCUCACCAAGAGACCCUUUGGCCGCUGGGACUGCCCGUGGCACCAUUGUGACGUCUGCGGGAAAAACUCGGAGGCCUUCUGCCACCUCUGCCCCAACUCCUUCUGCAAGGCUCACCAGGAGGGGGCGCUGCGUCCCUUGCCUUCCACAGAACAGCUGUGCUGUCUGGAGCACGACGAGCAGGAAGGAACGGACAACCAGGAUCAGGAUGUCAGUUCUGAAACGACCGCCACUACUGCCACCAUCGCCGGCCGUCCUCCCAAAGGCUCCCGGAAGGCAGAAGGAGCCGAGGUAAAAACGAAGGGCUCCAAGAGGAAAGCAGCAGAGGCCUGAAAGGAAACUUUGCCCCCCCCCCCCUCAGUGAGCCAGAAGACCAAACUAGACUCUGACACCUGCUUCCUCCAGUUCAUGAACAAAUAUAAACCCCCACGUAAUGUCUUCAAGAUCACCAGAACCAAGACACUGUACAUCUUCGUCAUCAGGGAAAGCCGCUGAUCUCUCACAUGCUCGGCAACAGCCUCUAGCUAAAUGCAAACAUGGCAUAUUUUAUUUGUGAACGUUUUCAGGUUUAUUUUCUCUUGUCUGCACUGAGGCGAAACCAUCUGUGGUAAAGCACGAAGCAGCUGAGUGAGUGCAGGUCGGGAAACUUCGGCUAGUGGAUUCUAACUCUCAUUCUUCCACCGACCAAACUGCCUUUUUUUUUUUUUUUUUUGUUUGUUUGUUUUUAUUGUCGUCUUUGUUUUGAUGAUUUGAUUUUUAGAAUAACAAAAGAAACCAGUUGGUUUCUGCAGGAAAAAAACUGAAGUUAAACUGAGCAGCAGCAUCACCGCCCGCUAACUUGAAUCUCAGUCGCCCCCUUUCACGCACCACGGAUGAUCUUGAACAGCAGAGUUUUAUAGCUAUAUCUAUAUAUGUGUAUAUCAAAGACCAAAAUUAUGAUUACUGGAAUAGUGUGAGACAUCAAACAGGUUGCCAAAUGGAUUGUUUUUAUUUUUAUAUAUAGUGUAUAUAUGCCAGAUGUAAUAUCAAAACACCAAGACACUAUGGAUAGGCCUCAGAUGACCUCUUUACUUCUGUUUCGUAGCCAUAGGUUACAUUUAACUGUAGACAUUUGUUUGCUGUUUUACAACCUGUUAUUUUGUUUUAGCUCAGUUUUACUGUUCAAAUUAGAUUUUUGAUUUUGAUUUUUGAUUUUACACGUCAGCAUGCUGAAUGAUGGCACCACAGACCAUUUAUCUACCUGCCUGUCCAGAGAACGAGGGAUUACAGAAAGUAUUAAAACCCGAGAGCGCUCUUAAACUGCCGUCUGAUAUAAAAACACUACUGGGAGGUUAAUAGAUCUUUAACGCUCUGCUCGAUGUCAGAGAAAUGAAGGAUUACGUGUUUUCUAAGUUGAGUUGUGAGUCCUAACCCUUUUUUUUUAAGAUGCUGUUUGUCUUUCCACUGCAGCAUCUGAAGGCACAGUUUUCUGUAUAAAUACACACACAUCAUGCUGAUUCAAAUUCUGAAUGCCUUUCAGUGUCACUGGCCGGACUUUUUAUUGACGAUAAGUUCAUUGAAUAGUUGGUCUGUAGCUGAGGUUGUCAACGAAAAGGCCUCAACUGUUUUUUAAUCCUCAGGAGGUUUUUAGUCUAAAAACUGCGUCCUGCUCGUUGUUUAAUACUGUAGAGCAGGUUAACGGCACACUGUAUAACACCUUGUAACUGCAAGUUUGGUAACGAUUUUUCAUAUUUGUACUUGACAUGAAGCAUUACAGGUUUAGGAAAAGAGUUAAGGAAACUAUAUAGGCUACGGUGGCCAUUUUAGGACAUGUCAGACUGUGCUGUCAUACAUCAGUGUUAUCCGUGAGCUCCGUCUGCACUCGACUGGAGUUACUGUAACUUUUGACGAAUACGAUUUGCAUCAUCAGACAUUUUUAAAGUUAAAACUAUAACUGAGAAACCCAAAAACAGAGAAAUAUAUGGAUGUCUUAAUAAACCAGAUUUUAAUGGACAUUAGAGUGAAAACGUUGACUUAUUCCGUAGCUGAUGGAGGAUUUAGCAGUCGUGAUGGGCAUUUUUCACUAUAAUUUGAGAUUUAAAGACAAUUGAGUGGAAAUAAAAGGCAGAUUAAUCAAUAAUGAAAACGAGCAGUAUUUCCCACCCUUAUGCUGAUAGUGCUAUAUUAUCAAUACACUAUAUGUUUAAUACUGUUUUAUCUGUAGCCCUCACGGGACCCACUCUGCAGUCUUACAGCCAUCUCGAAUUUCCUGGUGGGUUUUCUGGUGCUACAUAAUAUCCAGUCUAAUGAAACUGAGGCUCAUCACUGAAAUAUAUAUAUAAAUAUAUAUAUUUACGCAUUGUUUGAUAGUUUUGUUUGAUUCUGGUGCAGAUUUAAGUAUUUAACUGUCAAAGUCAAGUGAACUGAUGUUGAACGAGCUCUAGCUGCAGCCUGUGGUUUGAGACUUCACUAACUGAACUACCUGCAACCCCAUACACGAUCACCUGAGCGCUCUUUCAGACGCGGACAUUUAUAGACCGUUUGUGAGCGACAACCUUUUUUUUUUUUUGAGGCAGCACGUAUUUGUUAUCAGUGUAAGAGAGAUGCUUGCAGAGGAACCUCCUUUUUAAAUCUUCUGAGUCAGUAUUGAAAUGGCUUCAUAAUGAUACGGGUGUACAGUCACUACACGCUAUCAGCACGUAUGUAGUGAUGAGCCUGAUGUCUGUUGGACUGGAGCUGGUAGUCACACCGAGCUGAGCCUUACAGAGUCCUGAAAUGUCCUGAACUGGCAUUGCACUCACGUUUUUCUGACGUCCGUCUGCCCCCAACAGUGAUUAUCGUACGUUUUGUCGAAUGGAUCUGUCGUAUUUAUCUCGCAUCAAGCAAACAGAACGUUUAAUGUUUACAGUUAUUCUCAUCAGCCUCUCUUUUGGGUCGGUCACGAGGCUACAAACAAAAGUCUUGUGCUUUUUUUAAAUGUCAUAUUUGACGUGUUGGACGGUUUUCCUCUUCAGAAUCUGAAUCUCUUUGUUUUGGACUUGUCUUUUUAAUCUUAAAGCCACUAUCUGUGCUCUCUUCUUCCUCUCUAAAACUCCAAAAACAACAGAUUUAAGUUGUACAGGUGCAACAGGCCAAGUUUUUGUUUUUUACAACUGCACCUUUUUUAUUUUAUUUUUUUUUAUUUUUGUGUUCUCCUUUUUUCCCAGGGCGUGUGAAUGGGGCAUGUCCAGAGGUGCAGCGAGUCUCGUACAAGUAUUUUUGACUUUGUAUGUAUCCUAACCUUGUGUUGAGUGAAUGUAGUCCAGCCAGUUAUUUUUGUAAGCACUGUAAUUCCCUGUAGAGCUGAAGUGUAACACGUGCGUAGGGGUUUCUCAUUCUGUAACUACUGUCAUAGUAAAACCAGAGACUAAUAUGUACAUAAUGUAUAAGUGGUAAUAGUGAUGCAUCUAUUGUAAAUAUACAAUUUCUCUGACAUUGUAUGUUUUUGUUUUUUUUUUGUUUUUUUUUUCUUGAUGCAGUGCUGAAACACUUUUGUGCAGGAUCUCACGUCUGUUGAAUCGUGCAAUAAAAAGUGACAUCCAC
Messenger RNA from Dicentrarchus labrax (European seabass), 8525 nucleotides. RefSeq names its product nuclear receptor binding SET domain protein 2 (gene nsd2). Gene Ontology annotation, molecular function: protein binding; histone H3K36 methyltransferase activity. Bases 1107 to 5297 code for a protein of 1396 amino acids. The transcript is spliced from 22 exons. The record is from RefSeq and is a predicted model, not a curated record. Gene Ontology annotation, biological process: regulation of DNA-templated transcription. Gene Ontology annotation, cellular component: chromatin; nucleus. NCBI's taxonomy places the organism in Eukaryota, Metazoa, Chordata, Actinopteri, Moronidae.